Molecule: messenger RNA, 1832 nt
Organism: Toxotes jaculatrix (banded archerfish)
Lineage: Eukaryota; Metazoa; Chordata; Actinopteri; Toxotidae
Gene: impa2
Product: inositol monophosphatase 2
Exons: 8
Coding region: 224-1060 (278 amino acids)
Biological process (GO): inositol metabolic process; signal transduction; phosphatidylinositol phosphate biosynthetic process
Molecular function (GO): inositol monophosphate 1-phosphatase activity
Source: RefSeq, a predicted model, not a curated record
UCUUCUGGAGGUGGCUGAAUUAGCAUUAGCUCAUUGAAACGGUUUCAGUUUUGUAGCUCCGUACAACGUUAAAUAAGAGUUAUUACAAAACAGCCUGGCCAAACCGUAAAUUUUACGUUUGUAGCCGUGGUUGUCUUUAAGCGCAGGGCUAGUUUAUUCCUGUUUCCUCCUCCUCUGAAAGCUAACCAGCAUAGAGAGCUAGUUUAGCUAAAGAGCUACCAACAUGGAUAAAUCUUGGCAGGAGUGUAUGGACCACUGCUUGGAGGUAACCAGAAAGGCUGGGAAGAUGAUCCGUGAGGCGCUCCAAAAGGACAUCACCGUCAUGGAGAAGAGCUCACCGGUUGACCUGGUGACUGAGACGGACCAGAAAGUGGAGCAGCUUAUUAUAUCCUCCAUCAAGGAGAAGUACCCCACACACAGCUUUAUAGGUGAGGAGUCAGUAGCAGCAGGUGCACCAAGUGUUCUGACUGACAACCCCACUUGGAUCAUCGACCCCAUCGAUGGUACCACCAACUUUGUUCACAGGUUCCCAUUUGUGUCUGUAUCAAUUGGCUUCGCUGUGAAUAAAGAGAUAGAGUUUGGGAUUGUCUACAGCUGCAUCGAGGACAAAAUGUACACAGCACAGAAAGGGAGAGGGGCGUUCUGCAAUGGGGUCCCGAUCAAAGUGUCUGGACAAGAAGACAUUAGCCAGUCUCUGGUGCUGACAGAAAUGGGCUUCAAGAAGGAUCCAGAGCAGUUCAAAAUAAUGAUGGCCAACAUCAAGAGCAUCCUCACCAUCCCUGUGCAUGGAAUCCGUUCCCCGGGCAGUGCAGCUGUCAACAUGUGUCUGGUAGCGUGCGGCUCAGCUGAUGCUUACUACCAUAUGGGCAUCCACUGCUGGGACAUGGCUGGAGGGGCGGCGGUUGUUACCGAAGCUGGAGGAGUUAUCAUGGAUAUUUCAGGUGGACCAUUUGAUCUGAUGUCUCGGAGGCUGAUUGUGGCCAGCAGCAGAGCGAUAGCAGAACGCAUUGCGAAGGAAAUAACAGAGUUUCACGUUGGCAGAGACGAUGCAGACAACUAGUAAGCUUCCAUUCUCUGGUCAGCGGGAAGUCAUGUAAAUACACUCAACUGUUUUGUAUUUAACAGUUCAGGAUUCUGUCUUUGCCUUAAGAACCAAAACGAUAAACUUGCCUCCUGAAGACCAGUUGAGCAGGUUUGUUUAAAUACUUUUAGACUUUCCCCCUUCUUUCUGCUUCAUCGUUGUAUCAGUCAUUGUAUUUCCUCACUUAGUCAUUCACAGAUUUAAACUCUAUAUUCUGUUGUGAUUUACUUGGAUAGUAAUGACGUUAUUAAUAAUGAAGAUGUGAUGAAGGAAUGGGUGUGUCAUACACUCAUGUUUUUAUGGUUUCUAAUCCCAAAGCCCUUUUAUUAUUUCUAUUUAUUUAUCUAAAUGACAGAGACAGAACAUGAGCAAGGAAUCAACUGAUAAAAUACCUCACUACUGCACCAUUGGAGUAAUUUUAGAAUAAAUGUGUUCAGGUUUUGAUCAGUAAUAUUGCUUUUCCAUUCUUUAGGUUAUUGUAUUUUUCAGUGUCUUAAUAUAUGAUAUAUUAAUUUAUAUAGUAAGUGUACUCGUGAACUUCAUUGCCAUCUUUAGUUUGCACUAUAGGUAAUGCAAGACUAUGUACACCAAACUAGUGUACAUAUAACUACUGUACUGUAUAACUACUUCUCUGUGAAGUCCAGGCUGAAAUACACUGAUGGUAAAAGUGUGUGUAUUAUGUUUAAAAGUGCUUUAUAUAAGAAUGUAAUGCAAGCAACAAAUAAAAAAAAGCACCAUAAACAUCUGUUGC